GAAGGCUGCCAGUGCAGGCAUCUUCAGGCAUAAAAUCAUACUUCAGGAAGGACGCAUGCAAACCUGUGCUGGUCUAACACUUCAGUCAGGCAACUCACUAUCUGGUUCUCUGUGCUUUGCCCUUCUGUUUAACCCAUUGAGUAGCCUACGCACGUAGAAUUCGAACAAUGCCGAAGAAACUGAGUAUCAACACGAAAGCGGAAGAAGCGCGAGAGCGCAAGGAGACUCAAAAGAAGGAGAAGUCUUCAAAAGAGCAGAAAGAGAAAGAGGAUCAGGUAUGGGAGGAGGCUGCCGGCCCAAAGAAAAAGAGCCAGAAGAAAAAGGAGGAAGAUGAGGCAAGGAAGGCGGAGGCAGCUGCAAAGAAACUGGAGGCAAAGAAACUGGCCGCCGAGGAGGAGAAGGAGGUAGAAAAGUCACUGAAAAAGCCAAACCCGAAGGCGAACCGGGUGGGUGGGGCGGGGCAGAAGAUAACUGCGGCUGAGCUUUUACGGCAAAAGGAGCAGGAUGCAAAGGAACUGGAAAAGAAAGCGGGGAAGAAGGAGCGCGUUGUGGCGGAAUAUGAGUACGAGAACCUGGUCAAUGAACCGAACUUGAACAAGAUAGAGACGGUGGUCGAUGCCCGGAAUAUAGACGAGGCGCUGCAGCAACUAGAUUUGGGGGGGCCGUCGGGGACGCCGGAUAAGCAUCCGGAAAAGCGUUUGAAGGCGGCUUAUAAGGCUUUCGAAGAAGCAGAACUGCCCCAACUACGAGCGGAGAAGCCAGGUCUUACUCAGUCCCAGUACAAAGAGGCCCUUUGGAAACUAUGGAAGAAGAGCCCUGAUAAUCCGCUCAAUCAACAAUAGCACGUCAAGGGCAGCGGCUAGCUAUGACGCAGUGACGUCGUCUUUCCAAGGCUCAGGUCUUCAAGUUAACGUGGUAUGGGCGACCACGUACACAUCCAGGCUUGGAAGCAAUCGACAGCCUCACUACUUCGUGAUCAUUGCGUUUUGAAAGGAUCAUGCAUUUUCAUGAGAACGUACUUUGAGGGGGCCGUCAAACCGUCUGGUGCCGAUGCUUGAUUUACUAGGUAUACGGCAGUUGGGAUUUGGCCACGCAGGGCAGCACAUGCCAUUUAUUUUUCAUUAUAUACAUGAUUACGUCCAUG
Messenger RNA from Klebsormidium nitens, 1144 nucleotides. NCBI's taxonomy places the organism in Eukaryota, Viridiplantae, Streptophyta, Klebsormidiophyceae, Klebsormidiales, Klebsormidiaceae. The record is from the annotation of a GenBank genome assembly.